AAUACAAUGAUAAUCCGUAAAAUCGAAAUCCAGUCGUAUAGUGACCUUGCGUAUCUGGUUCCUAAAUUCCAGACGGUAGAAGGCAUAACCAAAGAACAGAAUCGCAAGGUUUAGCAAAUUUUACAAAAAGAUUGUUUCCGUCAAAAUGGCUAAUAAAGAACAAAUGGACAUGUUAGAGUCAAUGUGGCGGCUGAAAGAGGAAGUUGCUAAAAAGAGAGAGACCACGCCUAAAUCCCAACUGAAGUGUGUUAACUGCCAACACCAUCCGACGGUGUUUCAUAGCGACAAUGCAAAGAAAGAAUUUGAAGAAAUUUCCCAGUUAUGCGGGGCAUGUUGGGAAGUAAUCACACUGCCACCGGAUGCCGACGAAUACGAAGUGGAGAACGCCAAAGAAAUUCUGAGGCUGCAGAGUCGAGAGUUUCAUCAUAAUCCGCGAGGAUGGACGUGCUUAACGUGCCAGAAACGUAUGAACCAUCGGUUCAUGCAUGACAAAUGCAGUUGCCUUUCAUCUUGAGACUGCCAAAUUGCUAACCAAAUUCGAAACUCCCGUUUUUUUCGGAGUCCUGUUUUGGCGAAGGAGUACCAACUUUGACCUUUUAUGAUUCGCAUGGCUAGUACUGUACAUAACUGACUGUCACUAGAAGUAGAGUGCUUGGGCCUUUUGUCGAUAGAGCGCUGCACGAUAAGAUAUUUGAGCAUUGUGCGUAUAAUUUUACUACAAUAAUGGCUAAAGUGAAUAAAAUUAUUUUAGUUAAA
Messenger RNA from Paramacrobiotus metropolitanus, 756 nucleotides. RefSeq lists its product as uncharacterized. The record is from RefSeq and is a predicted model, not a curated record. Bases 146 to 514 code for a protein of 122 amino acids. NCBI's taxonomy places the organism in Eukaryota, Metazoa, Tardigrada, Eutardigrada, Parachela, Macrobiotidae. The transcript has 2 exons.